This is a messenger RNA of Conger conger (European conger), 3464 nucleotides long. RefSeq names its product tumor necrosis factor receptor superfamily, member 21 (gene tnfrsf21). The coding region runs from base 431 to 2365 and encodes 644 amino acids. Gene Ontology annotation, molecular function: protein binding. The record is from RefSeq and is a predicted model, not a curated record. The transcript has 6 exons. Gene Ontology annotation, biological process: oligodendrocyte apoptotic process; neuron apoptotic process; negative regulation of myelination. Lineage: Eukaryota; Metazoa; Chordata; Actinopteri; Anguilliformes; Congridae.
UGUUUCUUCCCGGAAACUGACUAACUGCAUAAACAAGAAGCACCCUGCGCUGAAUAUCAUUAAUGACGUCAGUCGAAUGUACCCGCCCCGUAUUCAGUCAGCGCUCGGGGUUUGCUGCAGAGACACAGAAGAAACCUGGACAAACAGAGGCGAAAUUUCAAUCUUAAUCCAGCAUCGCUAUGGGAUUUAUACCUUUCUUCCAGAACGAAGCUCUCAUCCCAUACUAUCUCAAACCCGUUCAUUUCGUGACACUGACUUUAAAAAACUGCCGGUGGAAGAAACACCAGUUUUAGAUUAGGCUAGCGUUAGGCAAGCAAUUGUAAUGUGGGUAUCCUCUUGAUGCAGGGAGAUGCCGCCCAUCAAAUAGGAAGCAUUAUUAGCUCAGUUAUAGACAUGGGCCGAUUUUGAGAUACAUUAAUUAUAUUGGAACAUGCUUGGGAAAAUGUCUGUGAUCUAUAUACCUCUGACGCUGCUGCUGGCGCUCGUCGGCGACGCCCCGGCCCGGGCGGCGAGCCUGGGCGGCUCCACCGAGUCGCUCUCCGCCCUGCAGUACCGCCACACCGACCCCGGCACCGGCGUCCAGCUCAUGUGCAACAAGUGCCCGGCGGGCACCCACGUGUCCCGGCACUGCACGCAGACCAGCGUGCGCGAGUGCAGCCGCUGCCCGGCGGGCAGCUACACGCGCAGGGAGAACGGGAUGGACAAGUGCCACCGCUGCAGGGCCCCCUGCGCCGCGCCCUUCGUGGAGAAGGAGGCGUGCACCGCCUCCACCGAGCGGGAGUGCGCCUGCCCGCCGGGCGCCUUCGCCAGCGAGGGGGGCUGCCGGCCCCACUCCCCCUGCGGCAGGGGCUGGGGCGUGCGGAGGCCGGGCGGCGAGGCGGAGGACGUCAAGUGCCGGCUCUGCCCGCGCGGCUCCUUCUCGGACACGUCCUCCACGGUGGACAAGUGCAGGCCCCACACGAACUGCCAGGCGCUGGGCCUGGUCCUCAGGGUCCGGGGCUCGAAGGAUUCGGACAACGGCUGCGGCCCCCCGCCCGCCGCCGGCCUGCCCCCGACUCUGCCCCCGACCGCGGAGCCUUCCGGGCUGGCCGAGGCCUCCCUGGCGGUCGAGACGCACAAAGAAGCCUUUGACUUGGUCUCAGGUGUUAAGGACUUGGAGCUCUCACCGAGCGCUAAAGGAACUCUCCCAAGCAAUACGGUCAGCAGCCCUGUGGACUCAACCAAAAUGGCCGCCGCCGUCGCCGCGGCCGCCACCGCCACUGCCAUCGGCAAACCCGCCGCCACCGACCCCCCCCGGAAGCUGCGCCUGCUCACCCGCGACCCCCAGAUCCGGAAGCUGGACGGCCAGCCGCCCGCGGGCCCCCUGCCGGAGGGGAGGCCCCAGGGCGCCCCCUACAGGCCCCCCCGGCGGGGCUCUCCGCGGCCGGGCCCGCAGAAGCGCUUCGACAUCAACGAGCACCUGCCCUGGAUGAUCGUGCUGCUCCUGCUGCUGGUGCUGGUGGUGAUCGUGGUGUGCAGCGUGAAGAGGAGCUCGCGCGUGCUGAAGAAGGGCCCGCGCCAGGACCCCAGCAGCAUCGUGGAGAAGGCCAUCCAGAAGAAGUCCGUCGCCCCCACCCAGGCCAAAGAGAAGUGGAUCUACUGCUCCAACGGCCAGGGUGUGGACAUCCUGAAGCUGGUCGCCGCUCAGAUCGGCAGCCAGUGGAUCGAUAUGUACCAGUACCUGGCCAACGCCACGGAGCGAGAGGUGGCGGCCUUCUCCAACGGCUACACGGCGGACCACGAGCGCGCCUACGCCGCCUUCCAGCACUGGACCAUCCGCGACGGCGACGCCAACCUCGCCAAGCUCAUCGGCGCCCUGCAUCGGCAGCGUCGCAUCGACGUGGUGGAGAAGAUCCGCUGCGUGAUGGAAGACAAUCCUCAGUUCGAUCUGAACCAGCUGAUGACCUCUGUGAAUGUAACCCAAUGCCUAAGCCCCAACCACAAGCCUUCAGAGUCCCCGGGGCCGGGCACGGAGCGCUCGCCGGUGGACAGGACCAAGGGCUUCUUCGCCGACGAGUCCGAGCCCCUGCUGCGCUGCGACUCCACCUCCAGCAAAGACUCGGCCCUCAGCAGAACCGGCUCCUUCAUCACCAAAGAGAAAAAGGACACGGUUCUGCGGCAGGUCCGGCUGGACCCCUGCGACCUGCAGCCCAUCUUCGACGACAUGCUCCACAUCCUGAGCCCCGAGGAGCUGCGUGUCAUCGAGGAGAUCGCCCUGGCCGAAGACAAGCUGGACAGGCUCUUCGAAAUCGCCGGGGUCAAGAGCCAGGAGGCCAGCCAGACACUCCUGGACUCCGUCUACAGCCACCUGCCGGACCUGCUGUAGAGCCGGCGGCCAUUUUAAAACACCGGCGGCCAUUUUAAAACACCGGCGGCCAUUUUAAAACACCCGCCGCUGCUGCUUUCGCCACCGCGCACAUAACUAUAAAUGCUCCGCUCGCGAAUCGCAUCGAUGUAGCAUCGAAAAAGUGUGUCCCUUACAAUUUGGAGCUUCAUGUUGGUGUGUCCUAAAUCAGAGAUGGUCAGUGUUCAUGCUGUAGUCACACGCACAUAUAUACGCACCCACCGACACACAUGCACGCACACACAUGCACACACACACUACAAAACUAAUGGUAUGUAAUAUUAUUUAUGCACUAAUUUUAUAUUUAAAAACAUCUUAACCUUAUGGCAUUCAGCCAAGUGCUUCUAUUGCCUAUGUUUCAAGUGCUGGUUACUAACAUGUCACCUUUAUUUUUUUUUAUCACAUUAGUUAUCAUUCUUAUGAUGAUUAUCAUUGUACCUUCUAUGCUUUUUACCAGCUAUAUGUUUAAUAUAAUUUCAUGGGCAUUUCAAAGUAUCUCAACUAGAUACAAUAAAAUGAUCUCACAUAAUGUGAGAUUCACAUUCUGUGAUAUCUACUUGAAGUUGACCGUCACACGCUGGGAUUGUGGUAAAUUCAUUAAAAAAAAGAAAAUGCAGCAUAAACUCAUUUAUUCCUGAGUAUCCUUUAAAGGCGCCAAAAAGAAGAAUAAAAUCAAAGAUCAUUUUUCUGCUGUACAGAGACGGACGAUAUGUUUCGCUGAUGUUAAGAACACAGAAUGUGUUUUUGCCAAGCUAGUCAUUAUCAAGCUACUUUGGUGCUAGACUUGAAAAACCCCUGGUUGUACUGGCUGCCCAAUUCGGUGACAUGAGGUGUUUCAUGUGCUCGGACUGCUUGGGAAGAAUGAAGCACUGACAUUGUAUUCGCUGGAUUUAAAUGAAGACUGCAGUAUGCUUACCCAAUCAGGACUCAAUGUACGAGUGAAUAUGAAUUGAAACAUGAAGCUGAUGUCUGAUUAUUAUUAUAUUCUGGUGGCUGUUUUAAUACUUAACACUUGUAACCGAUAAGUUUAUUAUUGUAACAUGUUCAAUCAAAUAAUUAAAGUUCAGCCUUUGUCAUAAUA